UGUUGUAUACGUGUACAAGUAAUUAUUGGCCAACAUUUUAUAGCUGCCGUAGAAAUCAAAUAUUGUUAUUGGCGUGUAUUUUCAGACAUUUUAACAUUUGUUAUAUUGGUUGUUUUUUGUUUGUUUGUUUUUUAAAAGGAAAAACACUAUUAGUGGUUGAGUUUUAAUUUCAUGAAACAAAACUUGCUGCUUAAUUAACCACUGAAAUAUAAAAAUGAGAAUUUUAAUUUUAAGAAUAAUUUCAAUUAUUUGCUUAGCACACGUGACUUUAGCAGAAAAGGGAGCAUUUACUACUUACGUGAACUUGGAAAAACUUUACGCGAUUGAGGAUGAAUUAUUGACUCUUUCAUCGGUGAUUUUAAGCCAAGAACGUGUUUUGCAUGGCGAAGAUGAUGUGCAUGGAAUUUUCAACAUAUCAGGUACCCUAGAUACAGUAAAAGACAUCCACAGGAGCAUAGUUAGUGCCAACAACGUGACGUCAUAUAUUGUCAACCCAAUCAAUAUAUUCCACCUAGUUAAAAGGUUGUCACGUGACUGGAAUAAAGUGAUAGCUGUACUAGAAGACAGCAAGUCAUGUGCGAAAGUUAUGCGAGUAAAAGUAGACAAUAUGGCAGACAAUAUGCCAACAGGAUCACACUUAAAACUAGUUACAGAGGCUAUACUUCGGAUGCAAGCACUGUAUGACUUGUCUGCUUAUGACGUCAUUUCCGGAAAUGUUAGCAAUGAUACGUCAUUAUCUCCACUAUCUUUGGAUGACGCCUUUGAUGUUGCGCGCGUUGCUUAUGAGACGAAGCAGUAUGUCCUUGCGGUUGAUUGGCUCAAUUUCGUCACGAGCAAUUUCGACCCAGAUAUGGCUUCGUUUAGUAUCACAAAUGCAUUAAAUUUGUUGUCAUCGUCUAAUCUAAAGCUAAGCAGACCGAAGGAAGCUCUUCGUACCAUCGAGUCUAUUCUACAGUUGGAUCCUAAUAACAAUAAUGCCAAACGAAAUAAGGAGUACAUUUUGAUUAAGAUAAACGAGGGAAUGAAGGAAACCAAGAUUAAUACACCGAUUUUGCGCACAAAGAAAGACCGCCUACUACAGAAAUUUUGUCGUGUGAAAAAUGAGAAUCUAGCAAAAGGCAAGGGUUUCUGUACAUAUACAAGAAGUCGAAACUUGAAGGAGUAUUUUGCACGUCCUUCAAUAAAAACCGAGGUGCUGAGUCUACGCCCGCUGGUAGUAUUGUAUCACGACUUGACCAACACCAGUCAGCAAAAGGCGGUUGCUCAUUUGGGAUAUGAAAAGAUGAGAGAUUUGCUUUACAAAGAUCACUACACUUAUCCAAACGGAAUAGAUGGUUUCAUAGUUGAUGACUGGACGUACUGGCAGUGGAUACCCAAACUGCGAGAGACGCUUAACAAUAUUGAUCUCUCCUUCAACAGACCAGCAUUCUCACAUUUCAUGGUCAAGAAUAUUGGCUUGGAAGGGUAUGAGACCACACCUUUGGAUCAAUCUGAAAGGCAUCUGCUGGGAACGUUUGUUGUUUUUCUGUCGGAACCGUCAAGUGGUGGAGGAAAUAUUGUCUUCCCUUUUCUCAAUGUCACAGUGCUUCCACAGAAGGGUUCUGUCUUAUUCUUUGAGAGGAAGGCCCAUCAACAGAUGACAGUUUGUCCAGUCCUGGCUGAUACCGAAUGGGUGGGAAUUUACCAUCUACAAGACCAGAUGUACACUGACGUUUGUUAUGCUGAUGUCAUGAAAAGGCCAAAGCGUUCUUAGAAAGGGGUGUUCAAUGUUGAAGACUGUACAAGUCGGGUUGUUUUGUUUAUUCUAAAAUGUUCUGCAGUAAAAUAAGUGUGAAUGUGUAGUACGUAUGUAUUAACAUAAUUGUAUUAAUGGUAGCUCUAUUGUAUGUGUGUAACUGUAUAUUGAUUGAUUUUAAAUUAGUGUCUGAUUAAAGUUAUUGUUUAAUACGGAAAUGUAUUCAAUGUCUAUAUACAAUUGUUCAUACAUGCAUUUAUAAGUGUGUCUGUAUUUAGGGAUGUGCUUAUGUAAAUGCGAUUUAAGGAACAUUAUCAUAUCCUUUUGUGCCAUUAUGGUAUAUUUGCAAAAUAUUUGGUUGAACAAAACAAAUUAAAAGAACAAAAAUCAA
This is a messenger RNA of Mya arenaria, 2126 nucleotides long. Its product is annotated as prolyl 4-hydroxylase subunit alpha-1-like. The record is from RefSeq and is a predicted model, not a curated record. Gene Ontology annotation, cellular component: endoplasmic reticulum. Bases 215 to 1753 code for a protein of 512 amino acids. The transcript is spliced from 13 exons. NCBI's taxonomy places the organism in Eukaryota, Metazoa, Mollusca, Bivalvia, Myida, Myidae. Gene Ontology annotation, molecular function: procollagen-proline 4-dioxygenase activity; protein binding.